AUGGCGUCAAACACCAUAUUAUUUGUGAUAUGGUGUGAUGGUAGCAUCAUAAACUCCCCUCGUGGAGUUGAAUAUUUGGGGGGUAGAUAUGUUCAUGUGCCGAUUAAUGGAAGAAUAAAUUUUGGGGAGUUGGCCGAAAUCUGUAGAACGGCAGUAUCUACUAGUGUGAGCCCUCCGGAGGUGACGAAAAUUUAUUUUCGGCUACCUCAUGUUGAAAGGUACGAGAUAUGUUCAUACUCGUUGUUCGAAGUGCAAGAUGACCAACACGUAUUUGCGAUUCUGAACCAGACAGCUCGGAUGCCGACGUUGAACGUGUUAGAGUUCUACGUGGAGUAUCAUAUUUCGGCUUCUAAUGAAACUUCGAUGCAACUAGAUUUAUGUUCUAGUGAGUCUGAGAGAGGCAGUGUGGAAGAGGAAGAAGAUGAGCACUAUGAUAGUGAGGAAGAGGAUAUGGAGGAUGUUCUAAUCGCUGAACAACCAAGUAAUAUUACACAUUACCAGUCUCGACUUCCGCAACACAUACGAUGUGUCGAUCUCAGUGACUUUGAUGUGGACGAGACAUGGGAAGCGCCGAACAUUGAAUGGCAGCGUGGGAUGGAAUUUCAAACCGGGAUGAUUUUCUCGAGUCGAUUGGCUGUGCGAACAUGUGCCAUUACUUAUUCGGUUGAUAAUGGACGAGAGUUUAAGAGUCGCCGGACAACAAAAACAACACUGGUCCUAGUUUGCAAGCAUCGAGAAAUGUGCGAUUGGUGGCUGCGGGCCACCCUGCUUCAGAAAACCAACACAUGGACGUUGACGAAAUAUAUAGGGCCACACAAAUGCGAUAUGCUAGCGUCAACUCGUAACCACAGAAAUUUCGGAAUUAUUCAAAUUGCCGAUUUUAUUAAGAGUCAAGUGUUGGGGCAGCGUGAUAUUCGGAUUAAGACGCUUAUGGCAGGAAUUUUAGAAUCCUUAGGACUGGACCUUCCAUAUAAGCGGGUGUGGUAUGCAAAGGAGAGAGCAAUUAGCAGCGUCUACGGGGACUGGGAAUAUAACUACACGCAAAUCACGAAAUUCAUGGAUAAUGUGGUCGAAGUGAAUCCUGGAUCCUUUUGGCAUGGUGAAGGCCGACUAACUGAUUGCGGUGGGGUGCAAUGUAGAAUUUUCAAGCGAAUGUUUUGGACCUUCUUUCCGAUGGUUGACGGAUUUCCAUUUUGCAAACCAGUUCUAUUCAUCGACGGGACGCACUUAUAUGGUAAAUACAAAUUGCAUAUGUUGAUAGCGUCGGCGGUAGAUGGCAACAACCACAUAAUGCCAGUGGCGUUUGCAAUAGUUGAGUCCGAAUCUAGUGAGAGUUUUGAAUAUUUUUUGAAUCAUCUUGGAGAUCAAGUCAUUCGCGACCGAAAGGUGGCCAUUGUAUCAGAUCGUGCUCCCGGAUUAAUAUCGGUUUUGAGGCGUCCGGAAUGGGAAGGGAUUGAUCAUUUUUUCUGUAUUCGGCAUUUAAUGGCUAAUUUCCACACUCAUAUCAGAAAUAAUGAUAUGAAGUUGCUGGCUGAGAAAGCAGGUCGGACUUUUCAAGAGAAAAAGUACGAGCGAUACAUGGCCACUAUGGCAAUAAGAUCUCCGGCGGGGUAUGCUUAUUUGACCGAUGAGAGAUAUCUUAAGAAAGAACAGUGGGCUUUGUGUUGGGACAUUAAGGCGCAAAGGAACGGUGUAAUGACGACGAACUACGCCGAGUCCAUUAAUGCAACUCUAAAGAAUGUAAGGGGGCUUCCAAUCACAUCGAUGAUAGAGGCUAUCUUUGACAGACUCAGCGAUAUGUUCGUCAAGCGUUGGGAAAUGUAUAAAGGGAUAAUCGGCAAAGGCGUCAUGUUCACUCCGAUCUGCAACACGCAUCUGAAAAAUGCAACAUUAAAGGCCCGCACACAUAAACUCAAGAAAUAUAACCCGGACACCCUGACUUAUCGAGUGAUUACAAAGAAAGACAAUUUUCGAAGAAAGGGAGGAAAUACUCAGAAGGUCAACCUUCAAAUGAUGAAGUGCACGUGCGGGAAGUUCCAACACCGCCAGAUCCCUUGCUCCCAUGCCAUGGCAGUCAUUCAACAAGAAAAGUUAAACCCUCACAACUACGUAGGGUGGCGGUACCAAACCAAGAAUGCCAUACAAGCAUGGAAUACUCAAUUUAAUCAAUUACCUACCGACGAGCUGUGGAUUGGUUCUCGGGAGGUGCCAUUUAUUCCAGACAUUAACUUGAUAAGAAAGAAGGGACGACCGGUAAACCAAAGGAUUAGAAAUGAUAUGGACCAGACCUACAGAGAGGACAGCGACCCUAAUUUUUGCAGUAGAUGUAGUAUCGCCGGCCAUAAUGCUUCGACUUGUAUGAGUUCGUCAAGACGUCAAAAUUCUUCGACAAUUCAAGUUGUGCAGAAAUAUGAGGAUCAUUUUUGUGAAGUUUGGUAUGGAAAAAAACGGGCUUUUCAAAAUAGCCCAAUCCAUCCUUGCAUGGAUAAAUCACAAGCCGGACAUAUAUUUGUUGGUCGGCACACAAAAAAUUUGAAUGAUUUUGGAAACGUUGUUGUUUCACCUGAGCCUUCGUGGGGAAAGUUGUGGGAACGCAGAUGCGAGAUGGAGGCCUACUGUGAUUUUCACAGCAUUUCUGUACCGGCGGCAAUAUCCGCAACAAUUUCGAGAAACACGGAAACGUCAAUCCAAUUAUUGAUGGAACGCCUUCAGAUUGAAAUACAUGUGAUGUCUUUACGGCUCAAGACAUUUCACGAAAAUUUGGGCGAUGGUCGAACCUUUCAUGUUGAUGAAAGUAACCCCCAGUCAUGGAAUAGUAUGAAAUUACAGGAUUACGACGACAGUGAUUCUGAUGAUUUUGUGAAAUAUCUCCCCUGGACUUUAAUAAGAUGUUGUUCACAGUGUAUAAUUUUUGGAGCUUUCAUCUAUCUAUGUUUUUAA
Mercurialis annua (annual mercury) is the source of this 2940-nucleotide messenger RNA. RefSeq lists its product as uncharacterized. NCBI's taxonomy places the organism in Eukaryota, Viridiplantae, Streptophyta, Magnoliopsida, Malpighiales, Euphorbiaceae. The transcript has 4 exons. The record is from RefSeq and is a predicted model, not a curated record. The coding region runs from base 1 to 2940 and encodes 979 amino acids. Gene Ontology annotation, molecular function: zinc ion binding.